Molecule: messenger RNA, 8033 nt
Organism: Nylanderia fulva
Lineage: Eukaryota; Metazoa; Arthropoda; Insecta; Hymenoptera; Formicidae
Gene: PlexB
Product: plexin B
Biological process (GO): positive regulation of axonogenesis; regulation of cell migration; negative regulation of cell adhesion
Cellular component (GO): semaphorin receptor complex; plasma membrane
Molecular function (GO): semaphorin receptor activity; protein binding
Source: RefSeq, a predicted model, not a curated record
CACGUUUAUACGCGUUUCUCUCGGGAAAGAGGAAGAGAUUCCGCGAGAUAAGGUCGCGGGAGCGAGAGAGAAGGCAAAGCGGAGAACGGAACAGCGGCGCAUGCCGUAGCCACGGCCCCCAACCACUCGGGAACUCGUGCGGAGCAGAGAGAGAGAGAGAGCGCCAGCGGAGCAGAGCCCCCGUGUCGGUCGAAUUUUAAUGGCGGCCGAUCCCGACUCCGCCGUUCCCAGUGUUGUGUUGUGAGAGGCGAAGGUGACAACCACGGAGCGUGACGGCCGCGCGGCGCCGUCGACGUAUGAUAUCGAGAGGACGCUCAUCGCGAUCGUCGUCGCGGAUCCGAAAAGUCCGUUCCAGGGUGACGGUGGAUCCCUCCUUCCCCUACCCGGAGUGCGCGAGUGUUGUGUGCUGCUGGACAGGCCGCGGACAGGCCGUUCGUUCGCGGUGGCGACCAGCGGGAGCUCUCAUCUCUCCUCGAGCAUGUCGCAUGUCCGGGAUGUGCCGUAGCGAACGUCGCGUCGUACGCAAGGAGUACCAGCUCAUGAUCGACAUGUCGGUGCCUAGAUUUAAGCACAGCUGGUAGUACUGCGUUAACACUGGCUCGCUACCAGCACAGCAGGGCACGCAUCCCCAAUACCGUACCUUUUACAUUUCCUACCUUAGACCUGCAUACGCACUGACGCACACGUGUAGCGUGUGCGCAUGUGCCUUGUCAGUUGUCGCAUACACACCAUGAGAUUCCUGGGACUUACCCAGUCAUUUCCCAAAUCAUUCACAGUGACACAUCCGCUGUCGCUCGUUUAUCGUUCAUUCUUUUCAUCCAUGUCCAUUGCCACAUGGUUCCUAGUGAUCCUGGCGACCGCAGCGAUAGAUACUCCUGCUAGCACUGUCCCACCGAUACAGGACAACAGAUCACCCCAUAUCCUGGCACAGUUUCCAGCGGAGAAUGGACAGCGAUACGGAUAUCUCCCAUUGGAGGCCAACACAACCAGAGAGGGGGCUUUGAGAUUCAAUCAUCUCACUAUAGAUCCUUCUACAGGAAGGCUCUAUGCAGGCUCGGUCAACAGACUCUUUCAACUUGAUUCAAGUCUCAAAUUGGAAGAGUAUGUCUCGACAGGCCCGAGACUGGAUAAUCCUCAGUGUCAUGCAACAGGUUGCAUGGCAAGGGACAUAACUACUUCUUUAAUGGAUAAUGUGAACAAGCUACUAAUUGCAGAUCUCGAGUCGCAGACGUUAAUCGUCUGCGGCUCCCUUCUUCAAGGUGCUUGCGAGAAAUAUAAAAUGUCUAACAUAUCCAUUAAGCCGGAGUUUGUCCCUCUCAGCGUGGCCGCCAACGACGAGAACUCGUCCACGUACGCUUUCAUCGGGCCCGAGAAGUACAAUUCGUGGGGGCAGACGAACAUACUCUACGUUGGAACAACGUUCACCAAUAAAGGGGAUUAUCGUCACGACGUACCAGCCAUCUCUAGUAGAAACCUCGACAAGCUGGAUUUCGCCGAGUACACAUUUAACAAGCAAUCGAUCGUGUAUAUCGAUGUCAAGUAUCGCGAUCACUUUCUCGUUAAAUAUGUGUACGGUUUCAACGCGAGCGACUAUGCGUAUUUCGUUCUGGUGCAGAAGCAAUCGUAUCUGCCCGAGCAGGAGGAACUGGGAUACAUCUCCAGGCUAGCGCGAAGUUGCAUCAGCGAUCCGAAUUACGACAGUUACACAGAGGUAACUCUGCAGUGCACGGUCGACCUAGGAGAUGGAAAGCUGCACUAUUACAACCUGAUACAGGACGCGAAAGUCGCUGCUGCGGGCAGCGACCUGGCCAUGCAACUCGGCAUCUCGGUGGGCGAUCCGGUAUUCGUUACCGUGUUUUCACCCAGUAGAGGCAUCACGAACGAGGCCCUUUCGCGUUCGGCAGUUUGCAUAUACAGUCUGCAGGACAUCGAGACAAAGUUCAACGAAAAUAUCCACAUGUGUUUCAACGGCAGCAUCAAAUAUCGGAAUAUGGGUUACGUCAGCGGUCCUAUACAAGACGGAAAGUGUCCUACCGCCGGUACCACAGGAAACAUUCUCAACUUUUGCGAGGUUGGACUGAAAAUUUCGGGCGUAUCGCCGAUCACGGGCCAGGCUAUUUUGCAUUUUCCCGAUACCUUCAUUUCCUCGAUAACUAUCGCCAAUACCGAAAGCCACACCGUAGGAUUUUUCGGUUCGAAUGAUGGCAUGAUGAAGAAAGUCUUACUAUCUGGAACCGAAGCAUUCGUCUACGAAAGUGUUACGAUCGACAAAGGACAAAAGAUACUGCCAGAUACAUUGAUUUCACCGGAUGGCGAUCAUAUCUAUGUAUUGUCCUCUUCGAAGAUAUCAAAAGUCAAAGUCGAGCAUUGUAGCGGCUACACCAAUUGCAGCAGUUGCCUCGAUGCGAAAGAUCCUUACUGCGGCUGGUGCUCUUUGGAAAAGAGAUGUACGGUGAGAGGAGAUUGUCAGAAAGCGAGCCACAGCAGUCCACGAUGGUUGUCCUUGGGUACAGGUCAACAGUGCAUCGAUUUCGAGCAGGUGCUACCCGACCGUAUGCCUAUUAAUCAGAUGACCACGGUGCAAUUAACAAUCAGAACUUUGCCGGAAUUGCCAGCGGGCGCUAAUUACAAGUGCGUUUUUGGUGACACCGAGCCAAUAGACGCGCUGAUGACUGGUUUCGGAUUGUCCUGUCCUACGCCACCCGUCGUGGAGAGACCCAAUAUUCCCGAGGGCGCCGAUCAUGCGUUCGUGCCGCUGUCCGUACGAUCGAGCGAAACGAACAAGGAUUUUGUUUCGCGUAACUUUGCGUUUUUCGAUUGCUCGAGACACACCGUGUGCACCGAGUGCGUCAAAUCACAAUGGGCAUGCAGCUGGUGCGUCUACGACAACAAAUGCACUCACAAUACUAGCUGUCAGGGCAUUAUAUCGGGAGAAAAUCAAAACCAAAUCAACCUUGCUCCGCAAGGCGCACGGCACUGUCCGAGAUUCGUCGAACGCAAAGAACCAUUGAUGCUGCCGAACAGCGUGCCCAAAGAAAUAGUGCUCGAGGUGGAAAAUCUACCACAUCCACAGGUAGGCCACAGUGGAUUCCAGUGCAUUGUCAGCAUUGAAGGCGCCAAUCUAAAGGUACAAGCUCGCGUGGACAGUAGUCGUCUCAUCGUGUGCGACAAGACGGUAUAUUCGUACGAAGCCGUCACCGGUGAAUACGAGGCCGAGGUGACGGUUGUCUGGAACACGAAUCAUCACGUGGACAAGACCACGAUAAUUUUGUACAAGUGCGAGGUGCUCGGCUCGCAUCGCGAACACGCGGACUGUUCUCUGUGCGUGACGCGGGACGCUCGAUUCGAGUGCACUUGGUGCGGGAACAGCUGCGUGUAUCGACACUCGUGUCUACAGUCACCGUUUACCGAGUGUCCGAAGCCUAGGAUAGAUAUGAUCAAGCCGCUGAGCGGUCCGGUCGAGGGCGGCACGCUGGUGACCAUCGAGGGCAGUAAUCUUGGCCUGAAAGAGAGCGACGUGGAGGGUAAGAUACACAUCGGUAACACUCCGUGCACCCUGGUGGACUACGAGGUGUCUGUGCGCAUCGUCUGCCGCACCGGUCGUCACGAAGCCACGGACGCGGCGUCAGUCGUGGUUGGGAAUGACGCCGGUUACACGGAGAGCGCGGUGCUGUUCAAUUACAAGGACAUACGUCUGACAGGGGUAUAUCCGUCGGUCGGGCCGCAGAGUGGCGGCACGCAGUUGGCUAUCACCGGUAAGUACCUAAAUAUUGGUAGCGCGAUAUCGGCGUAUCUCGACGAGCUGCCAUGCCACGUAAACGCGACUCAAGCGAGCAGCACGAGGCUGACUUGCGUGACUAGCAAGUCGGGCCGCGUCAGGCGGAUUCACAGGCUAACGUUGAAUAUCGAUGGUGCGAAUCGCACUCUCGUGGACAAUCCUUUUAAUUACACUCACGAUCCUACUAUAAUGGAGAUUAAACCUCUGAGAAGCUUUGCCUCGGGCGGCCGUAUGAUCACCGUGCACGGGACGAACUUGGAUACCAUUCAGAAACCCGAGAUGGAAGUUUACUUCGACAACGAGCCGCUGCCGGUAAAUAGAACCGUUUGCACCGUCCUGAAUCCCACGCAAAUGGAGUGUCCGAGUCCGAGCGUCACUCGAAGAUUCACCUCGAUUCGGCGUAACGAACGUUCCGCGGUCGCCAAUGCUCAAGGUACUUCGUCGCCGCAAUCAUUGAGACUGAAAGAAUCUCAGCUGUCUCUGAAAAUUGCCUUCAUCAUGGAUAACGUAGAAAGCGUGAGGGAUUUGGAGAAGCACUUUCAGAAUCUCCGUAAUCGGUUACUCUACGUCGAGGACCCAAAGUUCUUCCCAUUCCCGCGGAACGUCAAGCUGUACAAGGGUGAUACGCUGGUGAUCGAAGGCGAGAAUCUCAACUACGCCAGCGACGAAUCUGACGUCAACGUCACCGUAGGCAUCAUGCCGUGUAACGUGACGUCACUCGCUCUCACACAACUGGUUUGCACGCCGCCGGAUCAACAGCCCGCCGACACGGAUGAGCUCGGCAUUAAGACCGACAGCGGGUUGCCGUUAGUGGUGGUGAGAGUCGGGCGUAGUUUACGCUUUCCCAUCGGGUAUCUGCGCUACGAAGUCAUCAAGUCGUAUCCGAUCCCUCCGGAAGCGAUCGCCGGCAUCGCCGCUGGCACCUUCGGUCUCAUCUUUCUUUUUGUCCUGGUGUUGGUGAUCUAUCGCCGUAAGAGUACCCAAGCGGAGCGCGAAUAUAAACGUAUACAGAUACAGAUGGACACCCUCGAGAGCAACGUGCGGAUGGAAUGCAAGCAAGCGUUCGCGGAAUUGCAGACGGACAUGACGGACUUGACCGCGGAUCUGGAAUCGUCAGGCAUACCCACUCUCGACCAUAAAAACUACAUCAUGAAAGUGUUCUUCCCCGGAGUCAUAGAUCACCCGAUCUUGAACGAUCCGCGUUCGCGCAGCAACGUCUCGCGCACCAACUACGACGCGGCGAUGAUCCAGUUCGAACAACUCGUCAAUAAUAAAUACUUUGUGCUGACAUUCAUAGAGACCUUGGAGGCGCAAAAGGACUUUAAUAUCAGGGACAAGGUGAACGUCGCCUCCUUGCUCAUGGUGGUUCUAAUGGGAAAGAUGGAGUACGCCACGGAUAUCUUGAUGAAUCUAUUAUUGAGAUUGAUCGACAAAGCGGUGAACACGAAGCAUCCGCAACUUAUGUUAAGGCGAACGGAAUCCGUAGUAGAGAAGAUGCUGACAAAUUGGAUGGCGCUCUGCAUGUAUAACUACCUGAAGGACUAUGCCGGCUCGUCCUUGUUCCUGCUCUUCAAGGCGAUCAAGCAUCAGAUUGAGAAGGGACCUGUGGACGUGAUUACGCACGACGCGAGAUACUCUCUCUCGGAAGAGAGACUUUUGCGCGAACAGAUCGAGCACACGAUCGUUACGUUGCACGUGGUGCAGGACGAUCUCGACGAGAAGAUACAGUGUAAGGUUCUGGAUUGCGACACGAUAAGUCAAGUAAAGUCCAAGAUUCUCGACGCACUGUACAAGAAUACCCCGUUUUCGCUGAGGCCGUCCGUACACGACGUUGAUCUAGAAUGGCGGCACGGUCGUGGUGGUCAUCUGACUCUCCAGGACGAGGACCUCACGACCAAGUGCUGCGGCGAAUGGAAGAAGAUAAAUACAUUGGCGCAUUACGGGGUGAAAGAGUCGGCGGUAAUGUCGCUGAUUCCUCGGCAGAACGACGGUUUCUCGGUGGCGUGCAAACCACCCUGUCACAAUUGCAAGCCCUCGCAUUAUCAUCCGCAGCAGCAGCCGUCGAAUCAUCCCCACCAUCCGCCCUCACAUCUACAUCGACACUCGAAUCAUUGUUCGUCCACGCAUCUUCCAUCCACACCCAAUCACGGGCUGAUCAGUCCUGUCAUGUACAAUCAUCCCGUGAGCGGCCUAUACUUUGACUCUCAGCACUCGCCGCCUAUUAUAACGGCGAACGGCGACGUUGAGAGCGGUCAUGGCGGUAAUCAGCGGCUGUACCACCUGGUGAGGCCUAUCGAGGACGUGCACUAUCCACCCGGUUUAGGCUUCAACAGUAGCAGUAAGCAUCAUCAUCCAGAGAGAACGCACAAAGCGAUUCCGGAGAUAUUUCUCACGCGAUUACUCUCGACCAAGGGCACCGUACAAAAGUUCGUCGACGAUUUUCUAAACACCAUACUGACCGCCAACGAGGCGCUGCCAAGCGCGGUCAAGUGGUUGUUCGAUCUCCUCGACGAAGCGGCCAAGCGGCACGGAAUUAUCGAUCCGGAAGUGCCGCACGCGUGGAAGUCGAACAGCUUGCCGCUCCGGUUCUGGGUCAAUUUCAUCAAGAAUCCGGACUUUAUGUUCGACAUCAACAAGUCCACGACGGUGGACUCGAGUCUCUCCGUGAUCGCGCAGACGUUCAUGGACUCGUGCUCGAUGACGGAACACAGAUUGGGCAAGGACUCGCCGUCUAACAAGCUGCUCUUCGCCAAGGACAUACCGCACUAUCGCGAGAAAGUGGGUCGAUUUUACACGGAUGUGCAGAGACUGCCGCAGAUCACUGACCAGGAGAUGUCUAGUGCCAUGCAGCAGUUGAGCGCGUCUCACGCCAACGAGUUCGAUGUAAUCGCGGCGCUGAAAGAGCUCUACAUCUAUGUCAGCAAGUAUUAUGAACAAAUCCUAGAGGCCUUGGAGACAGAUACGGGCUGUCGCAAACUACACCUAGCUCAUAGACUAGAAAACGUAGCGUACACGCUCGAGGGAGAAGAGACCAGUGCCUGCUGACAUACCCUCCUCACUUCCAUCCCAGGACCCGUCAACCUCUCCAGAAACACUGACUAGUGCCUCCACGCCUUCAUGCAUCAGAUACACCUCGUUACAUAUGUACAAAUAUUACACAAAUACAACACACCGUGUGAAUAACAAUGCCGUAAAAAGAGAGAUACACGCGAUUUCGUUAAGGCUAGUCAGGCGAUAGGUCACGGGAUUUAUAGAUAAGAGUCCUCGUGGUAGUAUUUUACCGUCUUUACGUGUUGGCCAUACCGAAAUACGCUUGUAAACAUGUAUGGAUAUUGGUACGGCAAUGUGUACGCGCCUCUGAUCCUUAAAUUACGACGCUGGACAGAGAUGCCUAUUGUGAGAAGAAUCUUUAGAAAUCGAAUAAGGUAGUAUUUAUAUAUUACAAUCUCUCAUCGCGCGCGCGAAUUCGAAUCUCAAUUCGUAGGGUAUCUUUUUACGGACGAUUGUUGUUAUCGCAUAGUAGAGAGAUGAGAUUUAGUGCUGUAAGUAAUUAAAUUAUUUUUAUCGUCUUAUGCUUUACUUUUUCCGCGAUGUUGUUACGUUUAUAACAUCGGUGUGUCUCGGCUCUUUUUCUUUUCUGUCGGGACUCUUUUGAGGAUCUGAGACGUGGAUCGGUGCAAAUACUUUAUUAGGGAAGAAAUUAAAUUUAAAAGUGUAUAAAUUUUACGGUCGAUCUGAUAUCUAUACGUGUGUACGCAGAUACGGAACACAUAAAGUAAAAGAAAAAAGUAACAUGUCUAAUGUAAGUGAGAGAAAGCCAUAGUGUCCACCAGACUGUCUGUACGAAAGCAACGUACGGCAGCGAGUAGUCUGUGAUCCGAGCACGAGUGGCUAUGCCUAUUAUAUCUUCAUUAUGAUAUAUAUAAUUAUUAAUAUGUUAUAUAUAUAUACACAUGAAAAAUAUAUAUAAAGCAAAGAAUCAUGCGCGACACACCUCCACGGAUUGUAGUGAGCUAGUUAGAGAGGGACUAUAUGUAUUAUAUAAAUUGAGGGUUAACGCACCCUUAUUAUAAUUCACAGAGACAGAGUAACAGAUAAUAUUAAAUUAAGGCGAUUAAAGUAAUGCGCGUUAAAAAAAAUUUAAAGUUAAAAGUUAUAUAAGAGCAGCUCAGUCUACUCUAGGCCUAUCCACGUAUAUCGUGUACAUCAAACAAAUCUUUUUUCCCUUAUUUUUAUCUCUUAUUGCUUCUCUCUU